Brassica napus (rape) is the source of this 1925-nucleotide messenger RNA. Its product is annotated as villin-4-like. The record is from RefSeq and is a predicted model, not a curated record. Gene Ontology annotation, biological process: actin filament severing; cytoskeleton organization. Gene Ontology annotation, molecular function: actin filament binding. The transcript is spliced from 8 exons. Lineage: Eukaryota; Viridiplantae; Streptophyta; Magnoliopsida; Brassicales; Brassicaceae. The coding region runs from base 623 to 1609 and encodes 328 amino acids.
CGAUCAAAUUCUACACUCAUACGUUACAGUAACCUAAGCAUCAUCAAUCUAUUAUCCUCUUGAAAGUACCUUAAAUGGGGUUGUUCCAUCUCCCCUUAUAUCUCUUUCUAUAUAAAGUGUUCUGUCUGAUCUUCAAUCUAACUCUAAUUGAAAAAUCUAUUCUAGCAACUGCCAUGAAAUCCACCGGUAAAUCUCCCUCACCACCAGAAUGUCUUCAGUCGCCACCGGUACCGCCAAAUCUGGACUCAGUUUUCGGUUAAUCAAUUUCUAAGAGCUUCAGGGUGUGGAUGAUGCCAUUGACAAGAGUAAGAAAGUGUUGACCACUAUGUCAAGAAGAAUGACAAGGAACAAAUGGAUCGUUGGUUCAGGGAUCUUGGCUCUCAUUCUCGCGAUCAUCUUUGAUCAUCUCAUACAAGGUUUCUCAUUACAAUACUCAAAACACAUAAAUUCAUCGUGACUGUGUUUAUAUAUGGUACAUGUUUUUUUCAUUGACGCGCGACCCGCGGCUGCGACACAAAUUCUAAAGGGAAAGAGGCCAGAAUAAAAGCAAGUUGAAACCGUAUACUAAGUAAUAAUGUGAAUACAUGUGACAGAGAUAUAUAACUUCACACAGGAUGACUUGAUGACCGAAGAUAUAUUUAUAGUAGACUGUCACCCAGAGAUCUUUGUAUGGGUUGGCCAAGAAGUAGUCCCCAAGAACAAGUUGCUAGCUUUAACUAUUGGAGAGAAAUUCAUCGAGAAAGAUUCUCUCCUGGAAAAGUUAUCCCCUGAAGCCCCUAUAUAUGUGAUCAUGGAAGGUGGUGAGCCAAGUUUCUUCACCCGGUUUUUCACUUCUUGGGAUUCCUCAAAAUCUUCUAUGCAUGGAAACUCAUUCCAAAGAAAACUCAAAAUUGUCAAAAAUGGUGGAACUCCAGUUGCAGAUAAACCAAAACGAAGAACUCCAGCCUCAUAUGGUGGCCGUGCCAGUGUUCCUGAAAAGUCACAGCAGCGGUCAAGAACCAUGUCUUUAAGUCCAGACAGGGUUCGCGUGAGGGGAAGAUCUCCAGCGUUCAAUGCACUCGCAGCAACAUUUGAGAACCAGAACGCAAGAAACCUCUCAACUCCUCCCCCAGUAGUUAGAAAACUCUACCCGAGAUCUGUUACUCCUGAUUCCGCAAGGCUUGCUCCCAAGUCUUCAGCCAUUGCUUCUCGUAGUGCCCUUUUCGAACAAUUUAAAACACCUCCUCAGGAACCUUUAAUCCCAAAAUCCAUCAAAGCGAGCCCUAAGACACCUGAGUCUCCAGCGCCAGAAUCCAGCUCAAAAGGAAAGGAAGAGAAAAAGGAAAAUGACAAGGAGGGGGAGAAAUCGAUGAGCAGCAAGAUAGUAUCUCUGACGAUUCAAGAAGAUGCUAAAGAAGGUGUGGAAGACGAAGAAGAUUUGCCAGCUUACCCAUACGAACGUCUCAAGACAACUUCACCUGAUCCUGUGACAGACAUUGAUGUAACAAGGAGAGAGGCUUACCUUUCAUCAGAGGAGUUCAAAGAGAAGUUUGGUAUGACGAAAGAAGCUUUCUACAAGCUGCCUAAAUGGAAACAAAACAAAUUCAAGAUGGCUGUUCAACUCUUCUGAGAAUAAUCAUCCUUCUCCAUGAGACAGUGUCAGUGCAUUUUAAGCUGCUGCUUCUGCUCCUGAGAAGCUUAAAUAACAUUUUUUUCAUGGCUUGCGGUUGGGGGAAACGCAACUAUAAUCGGUUUUUGUUAUGAAAUUUUCAAUUCAAGAUUGUGAUUACAUAUCUUGAGAUAGGAAACUCAAGUUCUCUUUCUUGCUAAUUACAACUACUGUGGUGACCAGUGAAUCCACUUACGGCUCUCUUUGUUUUGGAUUAUUGGUUGUAUGGAACUAAUCAAUCAUACACGUAUCUAUUAUCAUGAUUUUCUUCUUUUUU